AUGCGCGCAACAUCUCUGUGGGGUCCGCCGGAUGUAAAGCCAUUCCCCGGUGCCCUAGAAAGAUCACUCUCACAGCAACGAGCAUCCGAUAAGCCAGUCACCCAUGAGCUAGACAUAGACCCCAACGAGAAUUCAGACGGAGGAAUUAAGUUAGCCGGAUGGAAGUCCACUGUCCAUCAGUCUUCCGUGCGGGCGGAAGCCAUACACGGGCGAGAGCGGUCGAAUAGCAACGUUAAUAGUUCAUCUUUACCGAGCAAUCCGGCGUCAUGUGACUGGAGUGCACUUCGAAUCCUACGACAAUCUCGGCGUGGUCAAAGAAACAGAACACGAACGAUUUUAGCUGUUGUCUUGCUCAGCAAUGUAGCGACUGGCUCAGUCAUAGUGUACCGUAAUCAUUCGGCUGCCACGACGCUGUCUGACGGUAGCCUUCCGCAGGCGUUCUCAACCCCCACGCCAGAACCACAAUUCAGGUCAGUAGAUCUCAUUCAAAGAACUCCAUUUUUCUCCCCUGGUGGUGAGAUAGGUGGUCUUCAGGGUGCUAAUUUAUAUUCCAAUAGCCCGUUAGUCGGUGGUAUCAAUCCCGGCCUUGGUCUUCCAUUGGGCGCUGGAAUUGGGCCCGUGGGUGCGUUGGGCGGGGGAAUCGGAUCCCCCCUUGGUUUAACGGGCAGUCCUGCAUUCGCCAACAACCAGUAUGGACUACCUAUUAACCGCAACAAUUUCGAAUCGAGCGGAUUCAACCGUGGCGGCAACGGAUUUUCAAACGGUUAUUUCGGUGCCGGCUCAGGUUUUCAGUCGCGAAGAAGUCAAGCAUCACUGUUGAUCGCUGGUCUUGGAGUGUUUAAUUUGAUGGUUCUAUUAGUCUGA
Melampsora larici-populina 98AG31 is the source of this 864-nucleotide messenger RNA. RefSeq lists its product as uncharacterized. The transcript is spliced from 7 exons. The coding region runs from base 1 to 864 and encodes 287 amino acids. NCBI's taxonomy places the organism in Eukaryota, Fungi, Basidiomycota, Pucciniomycetes, Pucciniales, Melampsoraceae. The record is from RefSeq and is a predicted model, not a curated record.